This is a messenger RNA of Myotis brandtii (Brandt's bat), 1774 nucleotides long. It is a transcript of the gene GCDH, whose product is annotated as glutaryl-CoA dehydrogenase. The record is from RefSeq and is a predicted model, not a curated record. NCBI's taxonomy places the organism in Eukaryota, Metazoa, Chordata, Mammalia, Chiroptera, Vespertilionidae. The annotation marks the transcript as partial. Gene Ontology annotation, molecular function: glutaryl-CoA dehydrogenase activity; fatty-acyl-CoA binding; flavin adenine dinucleotide binding. Gene Ontology annotation, biological process: fatty acid beta-oxidation using acyl-CoA dehydrogenase; fatty-acyl-CoA biosynthetic process. Gene Ontology annotation, cellular component: mitochondrial inner membrane. The transcript has 11 exons.
GGACCCGUCCUGCGCUUGCUGCGCGGAUGGGGCUCGGCCGCGGCGCUGACCGAGAAGGGCGGGAAGACUCAGAACCGACCGGACAAAUCCUUGCGCCCUGAGUUUGACUGGAGGGACCCGCUGGUGCUGGAGGAGCAGCUGACAGCUGACGAGAUCCUCAUCAGGGACACUUUUCGCACCUACUGCCAGGAGCGCCUGAUGCCUCGCAUUCUGCUGGCCAAUCGCAACGAAGUUUUUCACCGGGAGAUCAUCUCGGAGAUGGGGGAGCUUGGUGUGCUGGGCCCCACCAUCAAAGGGUAUGGCUGUGCUGGAGCCUCAUCUGUGGCUUAUGGGCUCCUGGCCCGGGAACUGGAGCGGGUGGAUAGUGGCUACAGGUCAGCAAUGAGUGUCCAGUCCUCCCUCGUCAUGCACCCCAUCUACGCAUAUGGCAGCAAAGAGCAGCAGCAGAAGUACCUGCCCCGGCUCGCCAAAGGGGAGCUCUUGGGCUGCUUCGGGCUCACAGAACCCAACCACGGGAGUGACCCUGGCAGCAUGGAGACCAGAGCCCGCCACAACCCGUCCAGCAGGAGCUACACCCUCAAUGGGGCCAAGACAUGGAUCACCAACUCGCCUGUGGCCGACCUGUUUGUAGUGUGGGCUCGGUGUGAAGAUAAUUGCAUUCGGGGCUUCCUGCUGGAGAAGGGGAUGCAGGGCCUCUCGGCCCCCAAGAUCCAGGGCAAGUUCUCCCUGCGGGCCUCAGCCACGGGUAUGAUUAUCAUGGACGGUGUGGAGGUACCAGAGGAGAACGUGCUGCCCAAUGCCUCCGGGUUGGCGGGUCCCUUCGGCUGCCUAAACAACGCCCGGUAUGGCAUUGCCUGGGGUGCACUUGGAGCUGCUGAGUUCUGUUUGCACACAGCCCGGCAGUACACCCUGGACAGGAUACAGUUUGGCGUCCCACUGGCCAGGAACCAGCUGAUUCAGAAGAAGCUGGCGGACAUGCUCACCGAGAUCACACUGGGCCUUCAUGCCUGCCUGCAGCUUGGCCGCUUGAAGGAUCAAGACAAGGCCACUCCGGAAAUGGUCUCCCUGCUGAAGAGGAAUAACUGUGGGAAGGCUCUGGACAUCGCCCGCCAGGCCCGAGACAUGCUGGGGGGAAAUGGGAUUUCUGAUGAGUAUCAUGUGAUCCGGCAUGCCAUGAACCUGGAGGCCGUGAACACCUAUGAAGGUACUCAUGACAUUCACGCUUUGAUCCUCGGAAGGGCAAUCACAGGGAUCCAGGCAUUCACAGCCGGCAAGUGAAUACACUUCACCCAGGAGCCUGGAUGGUACCGAACCCCUUCCCAGGGAGCGGCUGUGCUCUGCGCUUACUCAGGGAGGUGGCAGAUGGAGCCAAUUUUUAUGUUGGGAGGUGAGAGACACUGAUUUUUAAAUUACAAAAUUUCCCUUUUGAAGUCACUCAUAUGUGCUCCUUAUAAAGAAGACGGACUCUGUACCAAGUUUCUCAAUCCAGUGGACCCCACUUAGCUUGGAACAGAAGCUUCUCUUGACAGGAAGCAGGGAAAAGAAAGAGAGUGACACAGAAGCAACCUCUAUGAGACCUGAUCUGGUGUCUGACGGAGCAACCACCCUCCCUCUGAGUUCCCUGUGUACCCUCUGACCUUCCCAUCUGGGGGAUAAGUGCCUUAUGCUGACGUUGGGGCAGAAUGUGGGGGAGAGAAUAAUAAAGAGUCUGGGAGGGGGGCAAUGGGGUGAAAAUUGGGGACAUCUGUAAUACUAUAAAAAGCUGCAUGUCUGA